Molecule: messenger RNA, 93 nt
Organism: Strongylus vulgaris
Lineage: Eukaryota; Metazoa; Nematoda; Chromadorea; Rhabditida; Strongylidae
Source: the annotation of a GenBank genome assembly
AUGUCACCAAGAUACAAGCACUUUGACGCGAUUAUAGUAGAGAUAAAGCCUUCUCUUGCAGGCGGCGAUCAGGGAGUUUCGCUUGAGAUGCUA